This is a messenger RNA of Maniola jurtina (meadow brown), 2715 nucleotides long. RefSeq names its product homeobox protein CDX-1 (gene cad). The transcript has 3 exons. Gene Ontology annotation, biological process: animal organ morphogenesis; cell differentiation; embryo development. NCBI's taxonomy places the organism in Eukaryota, Metazoa, Arthropoda, Insecta, Lepidoptera, Nymphalidae. Bases 101 to 832 code for a protein of 243 amino acids. The record is from RefSeq and is a predicted model, not a curated record. Gene Ontology annotation, molecular function: DNA-binding transcription factor activity, RNA polymerase II-specific; RNA polymerase II transcription regulatory region sequence-specific DNA binding. Gene Ontology annotation, cellular component: nucleus.
GCCACAUCCCGCGUUGUGUGUUGCACGUUACAUAGCAAGCCGGAGUACGGUAGUGUUGUGACAGCGAGUGUGUGUGCGAUGCUCGGACGGUGAUCGCAGCAUGGUGAAUUACGUUAACCCGCUCGCCAUGUACCAGGGCAAGGGCGGUCAGUACGGAGCGGGAGGGUGGUACGGCUGGCAGCACCAGAACUUUGAGGAGCAGCAGUGGUGCGCUUGGAACAGUGCGCCGGCGGGAGGGGAAUGGCCAUCAGAUCCUCAUCAUUUCAAACGGGAGCCAGGAGAAAGAGACGUGGGCGAAAUGCCAUCCCCCGCCCGCGGGGACCUGGCCAGCCCGGGAGAAGGCUCUCCUGGGUCGAGACCCUCGCAGCCACCGGCGCCGCCGCGCUCUCCUUACGAAUGGAUGAAAAAGCCCAGCUACCAGUCACAACCUAACCCAGUAGGGAAAACCCGCACGAAAGACAAGUACAGAGUGGUCUACAGCGACCACCAGCGGUUGGAGUUGGAGAAGGAGUUCCACUACAGUCGCUACAUCACCAUCCGGCGAAAAGCGGAGUUGGCCGUCAGUUUAGGACUAUCAGAACGACAGGUAAAAAUAUGGUUUCAAAACCGACGCGCAAAGGAGCGAAAACAGGUGAAGAAACGCGAAGAAGUCGUGAUGAAGGAGAAAGGAGACCACGCAUCCCUACAACACGCGCAGCUGCAUCAUGCGACGAUGUUGCAUCACCAACAGAUGAUGAACGGUAUGAUGCACCAUCAUCAUUAUCACCAAGGGGUGCUGCAAGGAGUGCCCGAGCCCUUAGUGCCGGGCGUGCCUCCGGUUCCUCUUCUGUGACCGCAACAAGACUUCUGUGUUCAUAGUGACACCUAUGGAUAGUGACCAACCCAGUGAUUUUACGUGGACAUUUCCCAUCGUUGCCAUCCUUUAUCUAAAGAGCCGUUAGGUGCAAAAAUAUUUUUUGAGUUUUCGCCAAAAAAUGUGAGAAUUAUCAAAAAGUAAUGUUUCUAAAAAUAAUGCUUCAUAGGACCAAGGUUUACAGUUUGGUUCCACGUUCUUAGCAUUCUUUUCUAGAAACAUUUUUGAAAAUUCCUACGUUAUAGGGAAUUACUAAAAAAAAUAUUAUUCACACAUGCCUAACGGCUUUUUAAUUAUUAGAGGAUGGCUUAUCGAGGACUUUUGUGCAUUUGCAUUGAAUAUUCCACACGUGUGUAUAACGAACUUGUGAUAAAUAGUGCAAUAUCCAUACGAAACUUUUUCGUGCGGAUAAUUCUGGUAUGUAAUUGUAAGUAGGAACCUCUUUUACAAUGUAUAAUAUUAAUUAACACCUAAAAUCUCCCUCGAGGAGAUACACUUUGGUGUCUAGGCUUUUUUCAUUAAUGACCAUCAUUUAAAAUUCUAGCAUCUUAAUAGGUGGUAGAAUUAUAUUUCAUUAUACUUAUUUAUAUCCGGAUAGAUUCAGGAAUGGUGCCGCAUACUCGGCUCGCGAUUACUUAGCUGGCUUAGCUUAUUCUAAAUUGGUCCAUCCAUCCAAUUCGCAAAGUGACUUACUUAUGUUGAUGUUGUUUCUGGCUGAUAUAUCUAAGUACUAAGAACUAUCUACCACUCUCCGAAGUUAACAGCUUUACCUUGUAUCUUAAUGGGAAAAGUCUUGACCCAAGGGUUGAAAACGCCCUUCAUUGCCUUUUUAGUGCUAAUACUUAACUUGGUAGGUGCCUCAGCGGUCUCGUAUUUAGGUUUUGGCCUAUUUAUUGUUAUUCUACGAAAUAGAAUAAGACUAUUAUUUAAAAGGAUUUUUGUCAGUGUAAAUAUAGAUUACUAUAUUUUUAUAUUAUUAUAGUGCAUAAGUAUUACUAAAGUCGAUGGUUUUUAACGUAUUUACUUAUAUUUCUCGACGUUGCCAAUGAUGCUGAUGAGAUUAUUUUCCCUAUAAGUAGGUAAUAUGUAUAAUACGGUGAUGCCUGGACGUCUGCAUCCAUUUAUUGAAUAUGAUUUUUUGCUACUUAUUUGCUUAAUAUGGUCUAUUGAAAUGAAAUGUAGGUACAUAAAAUGAUAUAAUCAUUAUAUAAGAAUCUCAUUUAACUUAAUAAAAUCAUAAACCGUGUCCAUAACUCCAUAUAGCUUUAUGGCGCAUUUAUAGCAUCGGUAGCGUGGAGAAAUAAGUAAAUAUUCUUAAUAUAAAUGAGAUUAUUACUAGAUUUAACGGUUUUGUAAAUAUAAUGUAGUGUAUAAAUUGCUUAAAAUAGCUAUAAUUCUAUCUCGGUUAGGAACAAUGAUUUAUUAGGUAAACACUGAAAGUUAUUCUAUGGAUUCACGUUUUGAUAUUCCGACUGCUUAGAUUUAUAAUGAAAUCGACUUUUUCUACGAUUCGUAGCAACAAUGUAACGAUUUAUUAUUUAUUGAUUCCUGAAAAGAAUUGUUUAGUCGUUUUGUGAUGCCUUUUCGUAAGAUUGUAUUGUGGUGCUAAUUAUAUUUGCCCUACUCUUUUAAAUCAUUUGAAAAUUGUAAAUAGAAAAAAUAUGGAAUAUUCAAGGGGUGAUGCAACUUUUGCUUGUUGUAAUAUAUUAAAGUAGGUACCUAUUUACUGUAGGUGCCUAUGUUAUGUUUAUAAUAUCGAGUAAUGUUUGCGAACACCGUGUUAAUUACUAUUAAUAGAUUUGUACGCAGCACCAUCACGAAACACAUUUGAUAAACUAAAUAAAUCCAUGUUAAUCUGAUUA